CCGGCGUUUUGCUGCCGCCGCUGCCGCCGUUCUUUUCGUGAAGGCGGCGGGGGGCGGUCGGUCUGCCUGCUGCUCUAGCCGCCGCCUCUGCCCUUUGGCAGAAUGGUGGGCGUUGGGCGGGCGGAGGGGCCGUGCUGAGUCACGGGAAUCCGGCGCGGCCCAAUUCCGAGCUCCGCUAUGCGGGCAGCGGCGCCGGAGUCCAGAGGAGCUUCUUCUCUGUUGAAAGACAGUAUCCCAAUUACUGAUUUUUCACUUCCUGGAUCAUUUGAAGCUUAUGGUCUGCGCAGAGGGUUUUCUUGUGUGAAAAAUGAGUUGGUGCCCAGCCACCCACUGGAGUUGUCAGAAAAAAAUUUCCAGUUAAAUCAAGAUAAAACAAACUUUGCCAUGCUGAGAAAUAUUCAAGGACUCCACGCGCCCUUAAAGCUGCAGAUGGAACUCAGGGCAGUGAAACAGGCCCAGCGUCUCCCAUUUCUUCACAGCUCAAAUAUGGCACUGGAUACUCUGAGAGGAAAUGAUGAAUGCAUCGGUUUUGAGGAUAUUCUUAAUGAUCCUUCACAAAGUGAAGUUAUGGGAGAGCCCCACAUGAUGAUGGAAUACAAACUUGGUUUAUUGUAACAAAAUGUACUCCAGAAUGUUUUGUGUGUGUCUUUAUACUGCAAAUCUAAAUAUGUGAUCACUAAAUUGACUCUCAGCGUUAAACAGUCAUGCAGAUAUCAUUUGCUUUCCUUGGUGAAAAGGCAUAUUAAAUGUUUGAAGUCCAUACAUUGUUCUGUGCUUGUUGUCAAUUAUAUAAAUGUCCUGUAACUAGACAGCUUAAAUAAUGUCUCCUCAUACACUGCUCAGGAUAAGUCUCUUAGUUAUGGAAAUGCUAUACAUGUGUACAAGAAAUCCAAGUACCCAUGCAUUUUAAAAGUGAUUAUUGUAGGUAAAUGCAUUUAAUGGAUGUUCUUGCAGAAGAACUUUUUAAGGAGGAAACAAAGAUGUUUUCCAUCAAGUAAUGCUUUGUUCAUGAAAACUUCCAUACACUUUUUUAAGCAUUGAAUAAAAGUUUGCAAUAAAUGCUGUUGUGUUCCAAAAUAUAA
Messenger RNA from Lagopus muta (rock ptarmigan), 1082 nucleotides. It is a transcript of the gene POMP, whose product is annotated as proteasome maturation protein. Gene Ontology annotation, cellular component: cytoplasm; nucleus. The transcript has 6 exons. Lineage: Eukaryota; Metazoa; Chordata; Aves; Galliformes; Phasianidae. The record is from RefSeq and is a predicted model, not a curated record. Bases 178 to 615 code for a protein of 145 amino acids. Gene Ontology annotation, biological process: proteasome assembly.